Molecule: messenger RNA, 451 nt
Organism: Cylas formicarius (sweet potato weevil)
Lineage: Eukaryota; Metazoa; Arthropoda; Insecta; Coleoptera; Brentidae
Exons: 2
Coding region: 94-423 (109 amino acids)
Source: RefSeq, a predicted model, not a curated record
UUUUGAUAUUAUCGAGUCAAACAUCUUAAUUUUUCAUUAUCAAAAUCAAAUAAAUAAAAAUAAAUUCCGUAUAUCAUAUGCUCGUGGGCUCCUAUGGACCAACCCAAAGAACAAAAAAUUCUAGGGGAAUCAGGAAGUGGGAACCCUGGGCGACCAGUUAGCAUACGUUUCAACGUAAGUCAAGCCACACAGGAUGCUGUCGCCAGUGGGACUUCCAAAGGCAAGGAGGGCGAGGUGGCAGUUGGAGGUACGCAGCGGCUAUUGCCGUCGCCCAGCGGUCAACAUCAGGGCGGCGACAGGCUAGAUGGUGCGCAUGGUGCACAAACAAUGCUUAAAUACACUGGAAGAUUUGUAGACGUGAGUGGCGGGGCAAGCGCUCUGGCUUUAAAGGACAGAGACACACCAUUGCUUAUGUUUGGUUAGCAGAAUAAGCAGUUCGAAGAUAUUGGUG